Messenger RNA from Ictalurus furcatus (blue catfish), 3323 nucleotides. RefSeq names its product sphingosine-1-phosphate receptor 1 (gene s1pr1). Bases 303 to 1409 code for a protein of 368 amino acids. Gene Ontology annotation, cellular component: membrane. The record is from RefSeq and is a predicted model, not a curated record. Gene Ontology annotation, molecular function: sphingosine-1-phosphate receptor activity. The transcript has 2 exons. Gene Ontology annotation, biological process: sphingosine-1-phosphate receptor signaling pathway; angiogenesis. Lineage: Eukaryota; Metazoa; Chordata; Actinopteri; Siluriformes; Ictaluridae.
GGGGUUUGGGGGCUAGGGGAGGAGCCAGAGCUAGGAGUAGCUCGCAAUCAGUGAGCAGCUUUCAUACAGUGUGAGACGGAGACUGGCUUUCAUUCGCAUUGCAGCCUUUUCCACGAUGCCGUUCUUGGAUUUGAAUACUCCAUUCCCCGUAAUCCAUGCUAAGGAUUUUUACCUGACUUAAGGGACACUUCAUGACAUCAUAAGAAAUUUGGAUACUGACCUAAACUGGUACUCUAGAGCCCCUUAGUGGACUAAAGGGUGGAUUGCACGGGUGGUAAACAAUCCAGCCAGAGACCAGGACUAUGGCUGAUCUUGUGUACUCGGACCUCAUAGCAAAGCACUACAACUUCACUGGGAAAUUCCGUAAAGUGGAAAAGGAUCCCGGACUCAAGGCUGAUUCUGUCGUGUUUAUCAUUGUGUGCUGCUUCAUAAUUCUAGAGAAUGUGCUGGUUCUUCUCACCAUUUGGCGGACCAAAAAGUUCCACAAGCCCAUGUACUACUUUAUUGGGAACUUGGCUCUUUCGGAUUUGCUGGCUGGAGUGGUAUACACGGCUAACAUCCUGCUCUCAGGAGCUAAUACGUAUAAACUGAGUCCCACGCAGUGGUUCUUCAGGGAGGGCAGCAUGUUUGUAGCACUGGCUGCUUCAGUCUUCAGCCUCUUGGCCAUUGCAAUCGAGCGCCACCUUACUAUGCUCAAAAUGAAGCUCCACAACAGUGGAAACACGUGCCGGGUCUUCAUGCUGAUCAGCACAGUGUGGUUCAUCGCCGCCAUUCUGGGUGGCUUGCCUGUCAUAGGCUGGAACUGCAUCCACAGCAUGAAGAACUGCUCAACAGUGCUGCCACUCUACCACAAAACCUACAUCCUGUUCUGCACCACCGUGUUUAGCGUGAUCCUCAUGGCCAUCGUGGUGCUCUACGCCCGGAUCUACGCACUGGUCCGCACACGUAGCCGCAAACUUGUCUUCCGCAAGGUUUCAAACGGCCGUGGGAGUGGGAACAAGAGCUCGGAAAAGUCCAUGGCCCUGCUGAAGACGGUCAUCAUUGUCCUGAGCUGCUUCAUCGCCUGCUGGGCACCACUCUUUAUCUUGUUACUGCUGGAUGUAGCCUGCGAGAUCCGCACCUGUCCCAUCCUCUACAAAGCUGAGUGGUUCCUCGCUCUGGCAGUGCUGAACUCGGCAACGAACCCUCUCAUCUACACGCUCACCAGCAACGAGAUGCGCAGGGCCUUCCUCAAGAUGCUGCUGUGCAGCGUGUGCACUCAGCCUGCUGGCAAGUUCUCCAGACCCAUCAUUGGGGCAGAGUUCAGCCGGAGCAAAUCGGACAAUUCAUCGCAUCCCAACAAGGAAGAGCCUGAGUAUUCACCCAGGGAAACAGUUGUGUCCUCAGGAAACAUCGCGUCAUCAUCGUAAAUGGGACUGUGGACAUUUUCCUGCUUUUUCUUAUUUAGUGAAUGUAUGCGUAUGUGUGGAGAUCCCACUGGACACCUAAGUCAGAAAGUUUGUCCAGUCCACACCGCUCUUGUUCCGUAAGUGAAAAUAGAGCUUAAUUUUUAUCUAACUAACACCCAACUGUACAGCAGUGUUAACAGAUGGAGACAGACAGUCAAAGUCAGGCCAGGACACACUGGGACAGUGAACAAACAUGUUUGGGGUCUUUUUUGUUCCUCAGCUGGUUCCUCAGCCACAUGCUGCACAAUCAUAAGACUGUGCUGUAGAUUUUUAAUUUAAUUACGGUUCAUACCACGUACAAAGUUUGAGUGUCCACUAGUGGAUCUGAGUGGACGUGUCUGAUUCAUGUGGCUAGUGGAGCUGGUGUGGAUUGAAAUGGGAAAAUAAUGGAAUCAAAUUCCAUUCAGAUUACUAAAAAAAAAAUCUAGAAAAGCUUUUGUGUGUAAAUUGUCCUGGUUUAUAGUGUACAGGGUGUUUGGAUGGUUAUAUUAACAUUACAAUCUUCCCAUCCUGAAGAAACCCACUCUGGAUUCCACUCUGGAUCCCACAUUACAACAUUACUACAGUUUCUAAACCAACAUUUCUUAACAGGUAUGACAUGCUCGAUUGGGAGAAACAGACUGAAACAAGAAAAAACACUUUUUUUUUUACUCUGAACUGCAAAAAUAUUAAAUAAGUGCAAGAAACUUGAUGCAAGACUCAUCACUGAAACAUCUUCCUCCGAUUGCAAAAAUGCACUUAACAACCUGAGCUCUGAUUAAUCAGUAUUACCCACUGUUUUUAUUUAUCACAUGGAAACGUUCUAAUUUGAGGAACGUUUAGGAUAGCACUUCUUGUCAAAGUGCUCUUUGAGAGCCAUCUUAAGCCUUUUACUGACUCAUUAUAAUGUAUUAGCAUAAUGGGCUCAUUUUGUACCAUUUCAUGCCCUUACAGGGAAAAAAAGUGUGGUUUUUUUACACAUUAUUCUUGCACGUCACAUAUUCACAUGAACUUAUAUAAACACGUAAAGAAAAAUAACAUGCAGUGGGAAAAUUCACACAUCAAAUCACAAGUUAAAGUUAAACAGAACUUUAUUUCCUGUAAGGGCAAAAAUCUAAAUAAAUGAAAUACAGUCGUUUUUUUUUAAAAAAAAAAAAAAAAAAAAAAGGGAAAAAAAAAAAGGUACUUUGUGUUUCUUUGACUUAACGUUAUACUUUUAGUGAGAUUUCUACUACCCUGAUUGGGAAUGUAUUUUAUUUUCAUAAAUAUGAUCUGACCUUUCAUCCAACAGCUGUAGAAAUUCAGUUAGCAUGUACAGUAGUUCGCCAGUAUUAAUUUAUCUUGAAUAAACUCCUAACUUGGAUGAGGGGUGAAUUAUAAUGUGGUAUUAAUGCAUCAUGACUUUAAGGUAUUUUUAAUACCACUCAGAUUUUAGGGUUUAUUGUAUUGUUACUAGUUAAUGCACGUGCACAAGCUGCUUUGCAUUCGCAGUCGAGCAUCUUUCAAACGUGUGGAAAUCAGAAAUGAGCGUCUAGCAUUACAAAUGAAUCAUGCAUUACAGACGGAUGCUGGGAAUGUGAAUUUGAUAAGAUCCAUAAUCAUCUUAAUCGUCUUCCUACCUGUUACAACAUCUGUACUGAAAUACUGCAGAAUAUAGAUAUGGUUCAAAAUGCAUCAUUUAGCAAUAAGGAUUCAGAGAAAAAAAAAGUCAGGCACAUGCCUGUUUUGUUCCUGUGGGGUUUUUUUUGUUUGUUUGUUUUUUUGCACAUUGUAACACCUGUGUCUGUGUAUUGUUAGCUUGUCAAUAAAUAUUUGCUGUAAAAAAAAGAAAAAAAAAAAGAAAACAAGGCGUUGGGAGUUUGUAAGUUGAAAAUGGUGGUUUAUAUCCUAUUUCCU